UGCCUGGCCGAACGAAAUCGAGAGCAAGAGAGACUCCAACGGGCUGCUACCAUCACGCCUGCAUCUAGUCCACUCCGAUCGCCCAUGCGCUGAACGCAGACCCGGCUGGCGACCAGCCUCGACAUGUCUUCCUACCAAUCCCUCCGCGAUCGCCAAGUGGCGUCGAUCGAGCGGAUCCUCAACCUCAACCAAGUCCCAGCAGACACCUCCGAUCUUACGAACGAUUCCUCGAACGCGAAUGGGCUGUCCUCGAAUUCCACCCCAAUCUUGAAUGCGGACGGAGAGCCGAUAUGGAAGGUCCUCGUAUUUGACAAUCUUGGACGAGAUGUGAUCAGUAGUGUGCUGCGGGUGAAUGAUUUAAGGAGCUGGGGAGUCACAAUACAUCUAAACAUAAAUGGCCAACGGCAUGCGAUUCCAGACGUGCCCGUGCUAUAUCUGGUCGAGCCCACAGCAGCGAAUCUGCAACACAUCACACAGGACCUCCAAAAAGGGUUAUACUCGCCGGCAUAUAUCAACUUCCUCUCCUCGAUACCGCGGCCUUUACUGGAAGACUUUGCAACACAGACGGCUCAAUCCGGUACUGCUGAGCAUAUCAGCCAAGUCUUCGACCAAUACUUGAACUUUAUCGUCAGCGAGCCGAAUCUUUUUAGCUUGGGCAUGGGCAAGGAGACAUACUGGACGAUGAACAGCGCGCAAACGAGCGAUGAGGACAUUGACACGAAUGUCGAUCGCAUUGUCAGCGGUCUUUUCAGUGUUGCGGUUACAAUGGGCACCAUCCCUAUCAUCCGAUGUCCGAAGAGCGGAGCUGCUGAGAUGAUUGCUGCCAAGUUGGAUCGAAAGCUGAGGGAUCACAUCCUCAAUGCCAAGGACAAUCUGUUCUCGGGUGCGCGGGCGGCGGCGGGCAACCCUUCAUCAAGACCAAUCUUGAUCAUCGUCGAUCGCAACGUGGAUCUCGUGCCCAUGCUCUCACACUCAUGGACCUAUCAAUCGUUGAUUCAUGACGUUCUAAGCAUGCACUUGAAUCGCAUCACAGUCGAGACACCGGCAGAUGAAAGCACACCAGGAAAAGGUAGCAUUAAGAAGUCGUACGAUCUCAACCAGAAUGACUUCUUCUGGGGAAAGAACGCCGGUGUUCCAUUCCCGCAAGUGGCCGAGGACAUCGACACGGAGUUGACUCGAUACAAAGAUGAUGCUGCGGAGAUCACGAAGAAGACCGGCGCAAACUCGAUCGAGGACUUGCAGAACGACACAAGUGCUUCAGCACAACACUUGAAAGCUGCCAUCACGCUACUCCCAGAGCUGCGCGAACGCAAGGCAUUGCUUGACAUGCAUAUGAAUAUUGCGACGGCGCUAUUGCAGGGCAUCAAGGACAGACAGCUUGACAACUUCUACCAAUUGGAAGAAGACAUCAAGAAGCAGACCAAAGCGCAAAUGCUUGAACUGCUAAAGGAUGCGGACAAGGGCAAGGAGCCUACUGACAAGCUGCGACUGUUCGUCAUCUGGUUCCUCAGCACUGAGACCGACCUCUCUCGCUCUGAUAUGGAGCAGUUUGAGGAAGCACUCAAGGCGUCGGGAGCUGACACAACACCUCUCACAUACAUCCGCCGGGUCCGUGAGAUUACACGGAUGACCAUGAUCUCUUCAGCGCCAACACAGCAGCCACAAGCCUCGUCAGCAUCGACCGAGCUGUUCCGCGGCUUCAGCUCGAUUUCCUCUCGCCUCACCGACCGCUUCAAGGACGCCGGACUCGGAGCCAACUUCGACAACCUCAUUUCCGGGGUCAAGAACUUUCUUCCAGCCAAUAAAGACCUCACCCUUACCAAAAUCACCGAAAGUCUCAUGGAUCCACAGAACGCAUCGACUAGCGCAUUGCAAAAGACGGAAGGCUUCCUCUACUUCGACCCUCGCUCUGCCAAUGCGCGUGGCACCAUGCCACCUACCGCGAAGGACGCCAGAUCUGGCACUCAGCAGUCAAGGGGUAUUGAUCCCUCUUUUGGACAGCGAAGGCAGGGUUUCAGUGAAGCUAUCGUUUUCACGGUGGGAGGUGGUAGCAUGGAUGAAUACGGCAAUCUGCAAGAUUGGGCGAAACGCACGACGGGUGCUGGCGGCGCGGCUGGUGCAGUGGGAAGGAAGAGAGUCGUGUAUGGAAGUACAGAGCUGGUGAAUGCCACCAGCUUUUUGCAGGAGUUGAGCAAGCUCGGGAAAGAGAGCGCGUAGAUGCGACAAUAGCUACAGAAAAUCCGUCUUCAAAAUCUUC
Messenger RNA from Zymoseptoria tritici IPO323, 2257 nucleotides. RefSeq lists its product as uncharacterized. Gene Ontology annotation, molecular function: syntaxin binding. Gene Ontology annotation, cellular component: Golgi membrane; cytosol. NCBI's taxonomy places the organism in Eukaryota, Fungi, Ascomycota, Dothideomycetes, Mycosphaerellales, Mycosphaerellaceae. Gene Ontology annotation, biological process: endoplasmic reticulum to Golgi vesicle-mediated transport; intracellular protein transport. The transcript has 4 exons. Bases 124 to 2217 code for a protein of 697 amino acids. The record is from RefSeq and is a predicted model, not a curated record.